Messenger RNA from Ictalurus punctatus (channel catfish), 2952 nucleotides. RefSeq names its product heterogeneous nuclear ribonucleoprotein M (gene hnrnpm). Gene Ontology annotation, cellular component: nucleus; post-mRNA release spliceosomal complex; cytoplasm. The transcript has 14 exons. The coding region runs from base 1079 to 2725 and encodes 548 amino acids. Gene Ontology annotation, molecular function: mRNA binding. Gene Ontology annotation, biological process: alternative mRNA splicing, via spliceosome; regulation of mRNA stability involved in response to oxidative stress. The record is from RefSeq and is a predicted model, not a curated record. NCBI's taxonomy places the organism in Eukaryota, Metazoa, Chordata, Actinopteri, Siluriformes, Ictaluridae.
UUUCGUCACACAGCCGCCAUUUCAAUCGUCCUGGAACACAACGAAUACACUAGCUCAGUGUAACCGUGUUGCUUAACAAAUAUAGCAGUAAUUUUUAGCUAGUAAACGCUGCUGCUUUUCAGCUAUUAUUUGUUUCUGACAUUAAUUUGUAUGUCAGUUAAAGAAGAAUUGCCGAAAAUGUCUGAUGUUGAAACCGAGAAACCAGGCCAAGGAAAUGCAAUGAAUGGAAAGCCCAUCCAUGACUCCCGGAAGGAGAGAUCGUCCAAACGAGGAGGCGGUAGAUACGAGCCUUACUCCAACCCAUCCAAGAGAUACCGGGUUUUUGUGAGCAACAUUCCCUAUGAUGUCAAAUGGCAGGCGCUGAAGGACCUCAUGAAAGAAAAAGUGGGUGAGGUAACGUACGUGGAACACUUAAUGGACGCGGAAGGCAAAUCAAGGGUAAGUGCAAGAGACGAACCUCCAUUUGUCCGCUUGAGUUUUCUUACAUCAUCUCCUUUCAAUGUGGGGCAUUCAGACAUAGAUUUGAGAGUUGAAAAUGUCACCGUGGAUGAAUUUUGGCUGAAUGUGGAUGCUGUGGUUCAGAGUGGAGCCACAGGGGGUGGUUUCUCAGCUCCAUGGUAAUUCUGGCUUGUGUGCGUUCAGGCCCACUGUGGGCAGCAUUCAGAACUUUUUAUUUCUUUAUUUUUAGUCUCACUGAACUGAAAGUAGUGCGUGGUGUUCAAUAGAUAAUGAUGGUUAGUAUGGCUUCAGUGAGUCUUAACAGCGAAAUAAUAGCUGCUCACUUCAAGUGGAGUUUAGGGAAGGAACAUUUUUGUUCUGGUUGUCAUUAAGUGGAAUGAAAGCAAGUUCUGUAACUUUUAAAUUGUAAAAACACCACAAAGAACGAUGUAAAAUGAAUUAUAGCAUUGAAGCAUUUUUUGUUGGGUUUUUGUAUGCAAGCAAGAAUGUAUUGAUGUACUGCAUUUUCAUCACUGUUGUCUAAUUGUUGCCUUUUGUCUGUUUUGUGUUCCUCUUGCCAUGCUGAUCUCCGCAUGAUCCAAAGGGUUGCGCGGUGGUUGAGUUUAGAACUGAAGAACUGAUGAAGAAGGCUGUGGAUAAAGUCAAUAAACACAACAUGAAUGGCCGUCCUUUGAAAGUGAAAGAGGACCCGGAUGGAGUGAUUGCCCAGCGUGAAGCCCACAGGUCUCAAGGUGGGGGUGGAGGACCUCCUGGUGGUAUGGGGGGAGGUAUGGGGGGAGGUAUGGGUAUGGGACCUGGACCUGGUGCUCCCCCAAUGGUCAACAUCCCGCCGAGUCUCUUGAACAAUCCAAAUAUUCCUAAUGAGAUCAUCCAUGGCCUUCAAGCUGGCAAGAUAGGAAGCACAGUUUUUGUGGCAAAUCUUGAUUAUAAGGUGGGCUGGAAGAAGCUGAAGGAGGUGUUCAGCAUGGCUGGGGUGGUCAUCCGCACCGACAUCCUAGAGGACAAAGAUGGCAAGAGCAGGGGCAUGGGAACGGUCACCUUUGAAAUGCCUAUUGAAGCUGUGCAAGCAGUCUCCAUGUUCAAUGGCCAGCUCCUGUUCAAUCGAACCAUGCAUGUUAAGCUGGACGAGAAGUCUAUGCCCAAGGGUGACUUUGCUCCCCCUGAGAGACCACCUGCACUACCCCGUGGUCUGAGUGGUAUUGGUCUGGGAUUGGGGCCUGGUGGACAACCCAUUGAUGCUACACAGCUGAACCGUGGUGGAGGGAUGAACAACAUGGGGCCUGGAGGAAUGGAUAAUUUUGGAGGUGGGAUGAACAACAUGGAUCGUUUUGGGCCAUCUGGGAUGGGGAGGAUGAAUGACAUGGAUCGUGGCAUUGGGGCUGCCUUUGACAGAGAAUUUGGUGGCCGCAACGAGAUGGGCAUGUCCCGCAAUAAUUUUGGAGACUCUUUUGACCGAGGAAUGGGUAACUCCAUGGGAAUGGAUCGCAUGAGUUCUGGCAUGGACCGGCUUGGUGCCAACAUGGAUCGCAUGGGCAGCCUGGACAGAAUGGGGAUGGAUCGCAUGGACCGUGUGUCUGACCUGGACAGGAUGGGUUCUGGCUUUGAUCGUAUGGGUUCAGGCAUGGAUCGACUGGGACCCAGCAUGGACCGACUGGGAUCUGGCCUGGACCGUAUGGGCUCUGGUAUGGACCGCCUGGGUCCUUCCAGUUUUGACCGUCUAGGCCCAUCCAGCCUGGAGCGCAUGAGUGCAGGCAUGGAUUUUGCCUCACCAAUGGGCAUGGACCGAAUGAAUGCUGCUCUCGAACGCAUGGGGUCCAACUAUGAGCGUGUGGCUUCGGGUGGGUUGGAUCGCUUCCCAGCACCAGGAAUGGACCGCAUGGGUUCCAGCAUUGAUCGCAUGGACCGCAUGGGCUCAGCUGGUGCGGGAGGGCAGUUUGAUCGAGGUGCAGAUAUGGAUCGUGGUAACUUUGGCAGCUUCGGUUCAGCAGGACAAGGAGGGCCAGGAGCUGGAGCCAAUGCCAGAAAGGGUUGCCAGAUCUUUGUCAGAAAUCUGCCAUUUGAUUUUACCUGGAAGAUGCUGAAGGAUGCCUUCAAUUCAUGUGGUAUUGUGCAGUAUGCUGAUAUCAAGAUGGAGAAUGGCAAGUCCAAGGGUUGUGGUGUGGUUCGCUUUGACAGUCCUGAAACAGCGGAGCGUGCCUGCCGCACCAUGAACGGCUAUCGACUGAAUGGCAGAGAGAUUGAUGUGAGGAUCGACAGAAACGCGUAAUCCACCAGUGAUCCUUUCCCUGUCCACUUUGUCCACCUCUAUACAGAGCUUUCCAUGUUUUUGUUCAUCACAUUUCUACUAGUGUGAAACUGGUGCCGUUUUAGUUUUUGCUUGCUUAAGUUUUUAGAGAACAAAUUUUUAUUUUUCUUACCCUCCCCACUUUUUAUCCUUAUGCUACUCUGAAAUGACCUUUUGUUGAAGGUAUGACAAUAAAUGUCAAACGUUGA